AUGGGUUGCCGCGAUUUAUUCAUUCCACACAUUCUCCUAGCCCUAAUUAUGACGACGUUUGUGCUCAUACAAUUGAGUUUCGUCUACAAGCAGCACAACUCGACAACAUGGUCGGUAUAUCACCUCAAGUCGGACAACGAGUUCAUCCGUACGAGCAAAGGGUACCCGUACAUCCUCGUGUACGAUUACUUGGACGAUCCUUACCUCUCCGACGUGAUCCAUGCAAACAGCUCUCGUUUUGAACCUCUAGCCGUCGUCGGCCGCCGUUCCUCCGCCGCGCCCUACAAGGCGCUCGAUGUGCUGGGCGUGACGAUUCACGGCGACAAGUUGGAGGAGCUGAUGGAAGAUUUGACCCUCGUGGACCAGACCGGCCAGACCUUUCAUCUGCUGGUGAAUCGACGGGGCCUGUGCUUGCUCUACGUCGGGAGUCGGCGAGUCAUGAGGCUGAGGAUCAUCGUCGUCGUCCGUCGGGUGGGAGGAGCUGCUGGAGGAGAAGGAGAAGCAAGUGGCUGCUCUCGAGGCUGCCUUAGAAGCUCUUAUUCGUGA
Messenger RNA from Linum tenue, 546 nucleotides. The record is from the annotation of a GenBank genome assembly. NCBI's taxonomy places the organism in Eukaryota, Viridiplantae, Streptophyta, Magnoliopsida, Malpighiales, Linaceae.